CUACCGGUUCUGUCGGUUGCACUGAGAUAGAGUGGAGUCAAGAGUGACCGGCAGGCAGGCAGGCAGGCAGGCAGGCGGGAUCGGUCUCCGUGGCUCGUAAUCAACAUCAUCACGUCCAGCUCUCGCCGUGGUAGCGAAGGACUGCCGGAGGGCGCCGCGCGUCUCGUGGUUGUCGUUGGCGCCCAGUUCGGACUCGGUUGGCGCCAAGCAGAGUUCUCGCAGGGACGCUCGGCGAUCGCUCCUCGUGAAAGCCGAAGCUCUCGACGGAGGGCGGCGAAGAGGACGAGGAUUGGGGCUCGGAAAUCCGUGCGCCGCGCUCGUCCUGCUCCUCGAUGGUGAUUCUUCUGAACGCCUGUCGACUUGGCUUCUGGCUUCUUCCGGUUUCGAACACCGCAGAUUGUUGUGCCUAUUGAAUGAGAGAAAUGUGCGCAUCCGCAGCGAUCGUUUGAUUUCUGCCUCUGAGCUAUGGCGCCCAAGAAGGAGAAGGAGAAGGAUAAGGAGAAGAAAGGGAAGGACGGGAAAGAGCCCAAGUCUCCAAGAUCUCCAAAAGGAAGUAAAGAUAAAGAGCCCAAGGAGCCGGCUGAGCCAUCCCCACCGCCUGAGCCUCCUGAACCCACCAACGGAUUUUCGAAAUUCUGGUUUCCCAGCGGUGCUACUUAUGAAGGCGAGUGGAUACUCGCACCAGAUCCAAAUGCGGAUCCCGAGACCGAGCCCCAGCCAGAGAAGGAAUCCAAGAAGGGAGGGAAGGAGGCCAAGGUGAAAGAGGACAAGAAGAAAGGAGGCAAAGAAAAGGGUGAGAAAGAUGCAAAGGAAAGCAAGAAGGGAAACAAGGACGACAAGGACAAGGACAAUAAGAAGGUCGACAAGGACAAAGACAGUAAGAAGGUCGACAAGGACAAGGAUGAAAAGAAAGAAACUCUUGAAGGCGAGGCACCCCAAGCAGAACCCGAGAAGCUUCGACCCAAUCGUGUUCGCCACGGCAUGGGAGUCUACAUCGAUGGAGACUACCGCUACGAGGGGGGUUGGUCGAUGGACAAAAUGCACGGCUUAGGGAUUUUCUAUUACGCGAGUGGAGCCUCAUACGACGGGAACUGGGAGAUGGACAAGUAUUGUGGAGUUGGAACCUACAAGUGGCCUGACGGUCGCAGUUACAAAGGAGACUGGAGGGAGAACAAAAUGCAUGGGGCAGGAGUUUAUGUAGAUAAAGAUGGUCAAACAUACGUAGGCCAGUUCUUCAAUGGAAUUGGUCCAGGUCUCCUUAAUGAGAUCCACUGAGAUUCUUCCCGAUAUUCAUUAAAUACAGUUGCCUUCACGGCCGGGAAUAUUUUCCCUUGAGGUUUCCAAUGUUGAAGGGUUGGAUGCCUUUGCUGUAGUUGGUGUUCCAUUCUAUGGACCCUAAGCAAACUGCAAUCCCUGGAUUGGAUCAGAGGCGAGUUCCAGGAUCUUGAACUUGAUACACUAUAACAUUGCGCGAAAUAAAUCAAGAGUUUCGUCUGAUUGCUGUCUUCAUUCUCGUGUUCCUGUGGUUUCUAGUUUACAUAGCUGCAAGUUUCAGUAAUCAAUUGAAACUACGCCGAGGUGAACCGUGUCAUGACCAGCAAAAGUGGUCUGGCACGAAGCACCAUAUGUACUCUGGAGUUAACCUCUGUCUUUGACAAACAAGAAGUUCCUCUCGAAGAUAAUCAAAACUUCAGGCCGAGUGAGAAGCCGGCCUCUACCUAGUCGACAUAAGGUCCUCAAAUGCAAGAUCAAUCGGAUAAAUCGAUGAUGGAGACUUCCGGUUGUUGAGGUUGUUGAGGUUGUGAGGACGUCGCAUCUGUACUGUCUACUCGGGAGGCGGCCUUCCUCCUCUUCCUUUGCCUCGCACUUUUAACAACUGGCUUCUUUCUGCAAAAUAGUCAAAGGAAUAAA
Marchantia polymorpha subsp. ruderalis is the source of this 1911-nucleotide messenger RNA. Lineage: Eukaryota; Viridiplantae; Streptophyta; Marchantiopsida; Marchantiales; Marchantiaceae. The record is from the annotation of a GenBank genome assembly.